AAUAGUGCACACUGGGGUAACAAAUUACAAGGUAGAAGAGUGAAGCGGAAACUUUUACGACAAUGGGUUGUUCGCGAAACUUUCCUCGAGUUGGACUAAGCGACACAUAUUAUGUGGAUUUCUGGUUGGCUGUACUCGCCGAGUACCUGGCAAGUUUCUUUUUCAUGUUUGCAGUUUCGGGUUCUGCCUUGAGAUGGGAAGGUGCGCCGACUAUUUUUCAACAAGCUCUUGCCGCUGGGCUUGUAACAGCCUCCAUGAUUCAGGCUUUCAGAUCUGUGAGCUUGCCGCUUGUGCAUGCAAAUCCAGUUGUGUCGCUUGCUGCUUUCAUAACCGGGGAUGCUGGUUUAAUACGAAUGGCGUGUUCUCUUAUAGCGCAGUUUUUUGGAGCUAUAACUGGCACUGGCGUCGUGAUGGCAAUAAGCCCUCAACACGCCCGAGGGAAGCUUGGGGUGACUAUGCCAGGAAAAGAAGUGAGUGGUUUCCAGGCUUUCGGCGUGGAGUUGGUUCUGACAUCACUUCUAGUACUUACCAUGCUGGCUUCCAUCGAUGCCAAUAAACAAGCAGCUCGCAGGGAUUAUGGGACUGCUGCUGCCAUGGGCGUGGUCGUUACGGGCUGUUAUCUCAUUGCGCUACCGCUGACCGGCUGCGGAUUAAAUCCCGCAAGAUCCUUGGCACCUGCUGUUUUCACAAGCACUUGGGAACACCACUGGUUACGAACGUAA
Stylophora pistillata is the source of this 722-nucleotide messenger RNA. Its product is annotated as lens fiber major intrinsic protein. Gene Ontology annotation, biological process: water transport; transmembrane transport. The record is from RefSeq and is a predicted model, not a curated record. Gene Ontology annotation, molecular function: water channel activity. Gene Ontology annotation, cellular component: plasma membrane. Lineage: Eukaryota; Metazoa; Cnidaria; Anthozoa; Scleractinia; Pocilloporidae.